Molecule: messenger RNA, 1335 nt
Organism: Mucor velutinosus
Lineage: Eukaryota; Fungi; Mucoromycota; Mucoromycetes; Mucorales; Mucoraceae
Exons: 2
Coding region: 1-1335 (444 amino acids)
Biological process (GO): mitochondrial membrane fission; mitochondrial fission
Cellular component (GO): mitochondrial outer membrane
Source: RefSeq, a predicted model, not a curated record
AUGACUUUGAGUGCAUAUUUAGGCUUAUUAUCACUAGGAAGCACAAUACAGACCAGGUACAAUGCCGAAUGCCAAGAAGAGGAGCAGCAAGAACUGGAUGCUUUGCGAGCCAUGGCGCAACAUAUAUCAGCUGCAGAAAUAGACACUGUUUCAGCAGUCAGUAUACAUCAUGCCCCUUCAGAACGUCGAGUGGAAGUGAGAGAAAACAUCACGGGCGUCGUGCUUGCCAUUGGAACGAUGGUUGCCAACUAUUCAUUGUGUUUCCCCAUUGUAGCAGCACGACAUCGAUUACAGGCCGUACCAACAUAUCAAAGUUACGAACGAGACACACCAUUGUAUGGCAUCCAGACUAUACUGUACACCUACAGACAUGGAGGUAUUCGACGACUCUAUCCUGGCUUUGGUUUGGGUCUGAUUGGCCAAACAUUGAGUGCGACCUAUGAAUCAGGGCUGAAUCAAGUCAUGUCGCCCCUGAUUGCCUCUGCAAACAAAACCAAUACUUUGCUGGGUAGUUUGACAGCUCUACUGGCAAAAGGGCUCGCAUUGUUUGUCAAUAUCCCCUUGUAUCCCUUGUAUCGCAACGCAUUAAUCCUACGAGUACAACAAGUAUCGCCAUCCAGUCAGAUUGUGAUAGAUAGUCCUCAUGAUUUCAUCAGGCUCUACAAGCUAGAUUUACGAGCAUUCUGGCCGGGAAACGAACAUCAUCGGCAGUUGAUGAAUGGAUUUAUACCAUCUUGUGCGUUGAACCUGAUCACCGAGAGGCUGCUCAUCUACAUUUACCGUCAUCUAUUCCAAUCCUUCUCUAACAACUCCAAUUCCACGACAACAACAGGCACUACAGCAGCAACCAUUGACCACAGCAGCGAAAAUUUGACAACAGCAACCCCUUCUGGUGCUGGACAUAGCACAGCAUCAGCAUCCUCAACGUCGCUGGCUUCGCCUCAUUCCAAGAAAAAGCGUGAAUCCACCGUGCUGCAUACAUUCUACCCCGAGAUUGCUUGCGGUGUCAUCAGUAGCAUCCUUACAAGAGCAUUGAGCUAUCCUGUAGAAACUGUGAUUUACAAACUAAUGGUGCAAGACACGGGCGUGCUGACUGCGAAUACAGACUACAGAGGAUUUCUCGAUUGCGUCAAGAGAACAUGGUACGAGGAAGGUGGGUGGAAGGCCUUCUAUCCUGGAUGGGGUAUUGGCGUGCUGGAGAUCGGCAUGGGCUAUCUUAUCCUGGAAGCUUCUUGGUGGGCUUACCGUGCGACGCAAUGGAAGUUGCAGGUGCCAGGCACAAGCGAUACGCGGGCUGUUAGAAAGGCAAGAAAACUUCGAGAAAGACUUUUGUAA